AUGGCGGUGGCUAUUCAUACUUUCUUUCUUUCUUUCUUUCUUUCUUUAUUUCUUUAUUUCUUUCUUUUCUAUCAAUUCAUUUCUAUUAAUUUUUUCUUCAUCUAUCUAUCUAUCUAUCUAUCUAUCUAUCUAUCUAUCUAUCUAUCUAUCUAUCUAUCAUUUUAUUUGUAUCUACUUUAUCUUUCUUUCUUAUCUAUCCCUUCUUUCUUUCUUUCUUUAUUUCUUUUUUCUUUUCGAUUAAUUCUUUCUUUCUUUCUUUCUUUCUUUCUUUUUAUUCUUUCUUUCUUUCUUUCUUUCUUCAUCUAUCUAUCUAUCUAUCAUUUUAUUUGUAUCUACUUUAUCUUUCUUGCUUAUCUAUCCCUUCUUUCUUUCUUUCUUUCUUUCUUUCUUUCUUUUGUAUCAAUCCCUUUCUUUUUUUCUUUCUAUCUUUCUUUCUUUCUUUCUUUCUUUCUUUCUUUCUUUCUUUAUCUAUCUAUCUAUCUAUCUAUCUAUCUAUCUAUCUAUCUAUCUAUCUAUCUUUUUUUACUUCUUUUUUUUCUAUUAAUGACUUCUUUCUUUUCUUUUUCUUUCUUUUGCUAUGAAUAUAUAUACAUAUCUAUCUUUCGUCUUUCUUUCUAUUCUAUCAAUGCUUUCUUUCUUUCUUCUUUCUUUCUUUUCUAUCAAUUCCAUCUUUCUUGCUUUUCUGUAAAUCCCAUUUUUCUUUUUUAUCUAUCUAUCUAUCUAUCUAUCUAUCUAUCUAUCUAUCUAUCUAUCUGCAAGGUGACAAUAAAGUCACCAGACAUGACUUUGUUGGCACUAUCUAUCUAUCUAUCUAUCUAUCUAUCUAUCUAUCUAUCUAUCUAUCUAUCUAUCUAUCUAUCUAUCUCGACUUCUCUAUGUAAGUAUGUAGGUAUGUAUGUAUUGACAAAGUUUAAUUCUAUCUAUCUAUCUAUCUAUCUAUCUAUCUAUCUAUCUAUCUAUCUAUCUAUCUAUCUAUCAUUUUAUUUGUAUCUACUACAGCUUUCUUUUUUAUCUAACUAUUCCUUUUUCUUUUUUUCUUUCUUUCGUUCUUUCUUUCUUUCUUUCUUUCUUUUAUUCCCUUUCCUUUCUUUCUUUUUUAUCUAUCUAUCUAUCUAUCUAUCUAUCUAUCUAUCUAUCUAUCUAUCUAUCUAUCUAUCUUUUCUUUGUAUCCCCUUUUCCUUUUUUCUUUAUCUAUCUAUCUAUCUAUCUAUCUAUCUAUCUAUCUAUCUAUCUAUCUAUCUAUCUAUCCUCCAUUUCUUUCUUUCUUUCUUUCUUUCUUUCUUUCUUUCUUUCUUUCUUUCUUUCUUUCUUUGUAUCCCCUUUUUCUUUCUUUUUAUCUAUCUAUCUAUCUAUCUAUCUAUCUAUCUUUUUUUUUCUUUCUUUCUUUCUUUCUUUCUUUCUUUCUUUCUAAAUAAAUAA
Acanthosepion pharaonis is the source of this 1419-nucleotide messenger RNA. The record is from the annotation of a GenBank genome assembly. NCBI's taxonomy places the organism in Eukaryota, Metazoa, Mollusca, Cephalopoda, Sepiida, Sepiidae.